AUGACAGACGACCGUUCGGAAAUGUCUGAAGACGACGCCGGCGAUGGAACCGCUGCCAGGUCAAGGAACUCCGCCGCCGGAGAUUAUUUUAUUCCUUACCCAGAUCAAGUUCUUGAAAACGUACUCGAAAACGUUCUGGUUUUCUUGAAAUCACGGCGUGACCGGAACGCCGUCUCUCUCGUCUGCAAGUCGUGGUACCGUGCUGAAGCGUAUACCAGAUCGGAUGUGUUCAUCGGAAACUGCUACGCGGUGGCUCCACGGCGGGUCACACAACGCUUCCGCCGUGUCCGGUCCGUUACGAUAAAGGGAAGACCACGGUUUGCUGAUUUUGGACUCGUGCCACGGGACUGGGGUGCACACUUCUCACCCUGGGUUUCCACCAUGGCCAUCGCUUAUCGUUCGCUGGAGAAGAUCCACCUCAAACGGAUGUCCGUCACCGACGACGAUCUGGCGGUGAUUGCUCACUCUUUUCCCACUUUCAAGGAGCUCAUUUUGGUCUGCUGUGAAGGUUUCGGCACCAGUGGACUCGCCGUCGUCGUUAGCGACUGCCGGCGGCUGCGAGUUCUUGAGUUAAUUGAGGAUGAUGUUUCCGACGAUGAAGUCGACUGGAUUUCAUGUUUUCCGGUGGAUAUUCCGACCAACUUGGAAUCUUUAACUUUUGAUUGUGUUGAAUCCCCUAUUAAUUUCGAUUCUUUAGAGAAGCUAGUAGCAAGAUCGCCAUUUUUAAAGAAGCUUAGAUUGAAUCGUUACAUCUCCAUAGCUCAACUUUAUCGAUUAAUCAUUCGAGCACCACAAUUGACCCAUUUAGGCACCGGAUCUUUUAGUCCUCCAGAACAACAACAACAACAACAACAACAACAGAAUGAUAACAAUCGAGAUUCCGAUUUCGUUUCUGCAUUUGCUGCUUGCAGAGGGAUUGUUUGUCUUUCUGGGUUCAGAGAAAUCUCACCGGAAUAUCUUCCGGCGAUCGUUCCGGUAUGCGCUAAUCUUACGUCCUUAAAUCUUAGCUAUGCCAACAUCGAUGCCGAACAGCUGAAACCCGUUAUUCGUCACUGCCAUAAACUUCAAGUUUUCUGGGUACUUGAUUCAAUCUGUGAUGAAGGCCUUCAGGCAGUGGGAGCCACAUGCAAAGAUCUUCGUGAGCUUCGUGUUUUCCCGAUCGAUGCUACCGAAAACGCUGAAGUGCCCGUUUCUGAUGUGGGUCUACUUGCGAUUUCUCUAGGCUGUAGGAAACUCCGAUCGAUUCUUUACUUCUGUCAGCAGAUGACUAAUGCCGCAGUCAUAGCCAUGUCUAAAAACUGCCCGGAUCUUGUUGUUUUCCGGCUCUGUAUUAUUGACCGAUACAGACCGGACCAUGUCACCGGUGAACCGAUGGAUGAGGGGUUUGGAGCCAUCGUCAAGAACUGUAAGAAACUUACUCGGCUCGCAGUUUCUGGUUUACUUACGGAUAGGGCGUUUAGUUACAUAGGGCAAUAUGGUAAACUCGUGAGAACGUUAUCGGUGGCGUUUAAUGGAGAAAGUGAUAUCGGGCUGAAGUACAUUUUAGAAGGGUGCACCAAUUUGCAAAAGCUUGAGAUCAGAGAUAGCCCCUUUGGAGAUUCGGCUUUAUGGUCGGGUCUACACCAUUUUUACAAUAUGAGAUUCGUUUGGAUGUCAUCUUGUCGAGUGACUCGACAAGGGUGCACCAAUGUGGCUCGACAGUUACCGAGGUUGGUGGUGGAAGUGUUCCGUGGGGAUGGGGUGGAAGGCGGGGAGAGGGGCGAUUUCGUCGAUACGCUUUAUAUGUACCGAAGUCUCGACGGCCCACGAGCUGAUGCGCCACACUACGUCAACAUUUUGUGACAGGUCUAUUGAAACGGCUUUUGGGGCCUAAAAGGAUCGGUCUUUCUUCCUUAACUCGGGUUUUUUCCUGAUGGGUACGAGGAAAAAGCACAUUUUUCGUGCCAAAGAUUAAUCUUUUCGGUUUUAUGCUCGUUUUCUUUCAAUCUUUUCUCUUCAUAUUCAUUAAGCUUCGGAUCGAGCUGCAGGAAUUAGAGGGAUCAGAUCGAUGGUCGAACUUGAACUUGAUCCUGGAAACAGCAAAGAUACUGAAGAAUUCGGGGUUUUCCUUCUUUAGCCGUCGCAGGUAGUCGGGCUUUUUCAGGCCGGGCUUCGGUCACGGGCUUUUUGUGCAUCUUUAAGUCGGGUAGAUGAUGAUCAUAAUUCAUAGUAUUCUUUUCCUUUGUUAGCAAGUAGACAACAUUUGGAUCCUGCUUUUAUGUUUGGUAAAUCUCCUCUCCAGGGGUAAAACCGUCAAAUCCGCAAUCGUGCUUUAGGAACUUGUACCUUGUGCUGACUGCUGAGGAUUUGGUAUUUUUGUAGCUAUCUUCGUACUAUUCUUUUUUUCCUUUGCUAGUAGCCAACAUUUGAGGUGAUGCUUUGUGUUUGGCAGCUCUUGUUCUCCAGGGGUAUAAUAGUCAAAUCCCGGAUCAUGACUUGUACCUUGAGCAUUGAGAGUUGUACAUUGAUCAAGAUUUGGUAUUUUUAUAGCUCUAGGAAAUAAUUUUUGUUCAGUUAUCUUUUCCUUCAGGGCUACAAUGGUAAAUUUGCAGCUAUGCUAUAUUGACUUGUACACCAUGCAUUAAGAGUUGUACAUUGCCAAGUCUUUGAUAGAGUAAAUUACAGUUUUGGCCU
Cynara cardunculus var. scolymus (artichoke) is the source of this 2673-nucleotide messenger RNA. RefSeq names its product transport inhibitor response 1-like protein. Lineage: Eukaryota; Viridiplantae; Streptophyta; Magnoliopsida; Asterales; Asteraceae. The record is from RefSeq and is a predicted model, not a curated record. Gene Ontology annotation, cellular component: SCF ubiquitin ligase complex. The coding region runs from base 1 to 1842 and encodes 613 amino acids. Gene Ontology annotation, biological process: SCF-dependent proteasomal ubiquitin-dependent protein catabolic process. Gene Ontology annotation, molecular function: protein binding. The transcript has 3 exons.